GUGGGACCUGAGUCUGGGCAUUAGUCUAAAAUGUCGGACGCUGUAACACAUCACAAGCAACGGGUGCCUCCGUUUUUGAGACAGCUGCUGGCAGUCAGCGGCAUAGUCCUGUACAUGAUAGGUACAGGUGCAAAUAUAGCUUUCCCAGCUGUACUUCUGGAGCAGCUGCGUCAACCCAACGCCGACAUCAAACUGACCACAGAACAUGAGUCUUGGAUAGCUUCGUUACUCGGUCUGGCUCUAAUCAGCGGUAUCGUAACAGCGCCAUGGAGUCUGCAGAAGCUGGGCCGACGCACCACUAACCAACUGAGCUGUCUACCGACCCUGGGCGGCUGGGCGCUGCUCGCUGCUGCCAGGGGACCCGCCACCUUACUGACCAGCAGAGCACUACAGGGUUUCGGUAUGGGGCUACAAGCUGCAUCAGCACCAGUCUCCAUCGCCGAGUACUCAGCGCCUAAGCAUCGUGGUGCCUUUCUGGCAACCAUCGCCUUCUCUUUUGCUACUGGGAUGCUGGUAGCUCACCUCUUCGGGACCCUCCUGUACUGGCGACAAGCUGGAAUAGCCUGCGGGGCCUUCUAUGCCUUAUCCCUUAUUCUAAUCUCUCUGACCCCAGAAACUCCUCCGUAUCUAGCAUCCAAAGGUCUUUAUGCAGAAUGCAGAAAAUCCUUCAGAUGGUUCAGAGGUUACGACUACGCCUCAGAAAAAGAAUUGGAAGUGCUCCUCAACUCACAAAAGAAACAAGAAAUUGUAAAAGAGAUGUCAAAAUGGGUGCUCUACAAAAGCAUUUUAAGAAAACCGGAAUUCUACAAACCAACUCUAAUAAUGAUGUUCAUGUUUAUUCUUUUCCAAAUAUCUGGUAUGACAGUAGUCCCCUCCUAUACCGUGCCCAUGAUGAAUGAGGUAACAGCUGCCAGUAUAGACUCGUACACGAGUAUGCUGAUGGUAGACGUGGUGAGGUUCAUCACAGCCGUGUUAGCGUGUAUUGUCGUUAACAAACUCAACAGGAGAACGGUUCUGUUCCUUGGAAUUAUCAUAACUGUAAUCUCCUUGUUCUUGACAGCACUUCUCCUUUAUCUCCGUGACUUCGGCUACUUACCUCACGAUUACAAAUGGACUCCAGUCAUACCAACAUUGACAUAUAUUUUCGGAAAAACUCUGGGUAUUCUUCCAAUUCCUUGGGCGAUAGCAGGAGAAAUAUUUCCACUGGCUUACAGGAGCUUGGGUAGCGGAAUAUCUGGAAUGUUCUUGUCGAUCAUGUUCUUUGUUGUGGUUAAAACUGCCCCGAAUUCUUUUGCCAGUAUUGGAGUGAGCGGAACUUUUUGUUUGUACGGAGCUUUCACGGGUAUAUGCGGAGUUUUCUUAUAUUACCUACUGCCAGAAACUAAAGGCAAGACCCUAUAUGAAAUCGAAUGCUACUUUAAAGGUGUAUCUAGUGAAAUGAAAAUCGAGAACACGUGUGAGCACGAGAGGAUGUUGGAAGUGGUAAAAGUGGAAGGAGGGUGACAGGCAGAUAAGACUGAUGAGGAACUGCAAACAGCUCUUGAAGCUGGUCAAGAUGGAAAGAAAGAUUGUAAGCAUCCGCAAUGUUAGUUGCAGUAAGCACUGUAAAGUGUAUUCAUUUGUCACAUU
This is a messenger RNA of Diatraea saccharalis (sugarcane borer), 1629 nucleotides long. Lineage: Eukaryota; Metazoa; Arthropoda; Insecta; Lepidoptera; Crambidae. The record is from the annotation of a GenBank genome assembly.